AUAAUUUUUCAUUAUUUUAUCUAUGUUUUAAAUAAUUUCAAGUAUUUUAAAUAUGAUAACAAAUAUUUAUUUUUAAAUUAAUGCUUUUCUAUUAAAUGUAUCCUCGAAAAUUUAUGGCCAUAUAAAAAAUUAAUAAUUUAUUUAACAUUUGAAUAAUCAUGCAUAUUUGAAAUUUUGAAGUAUUGUAAAUAAUGGGUAGCCCAGACCAACAAGAUAAUAGCAACAUUGAUGAUUAUGGGCAAAAUUUAAAAAUUUUACCACCAAAUGAUCAGAUUAGAGAAUUACAAACAAUAUUACGUGAUCGGAAUACAACACGAAGUGAUUUUAAAUUUUAUGCUGAUCGUUUAAUUCGUCUUGUAAUUGAGGAGAGCCUGAAUCAAUUACCGUUUAGUAAAUGUGAAGUUGUUACACCCACGGGUGCUGUAUAUGAAGGUUUGAAAUAUGGAAGUGGUAACUGUGGCGUUUCAAUUGUUCGCUCAGGCGAAGCUAUGGAACAGGGAUUACGAGAUUGUUGUCGAUCAAUACGUAUUGGGAAAAUACUUGUAGAGAGUGAUGCAGAUACGCAUGAAGCUCGCGUGGUGUAUGCACGUUUCCCUGAUGACAUUGGCCAAAGACAAGUUUUAUUAAUGUAUCCAAUUAUGUCCACUGGCAAUACCGUCCAACAGGCUGUAGCAGUAUUGAAAGAGCACGGCGUACGAGAAGAAAGUAUAAUUUUAUCAAAUUUAUUUUGUACACCUGCUGCGGCACGUAUUGUAGUUAAUUCGUUCCCAAAGAUGAAAAUAUUAACAUCCGAAUUACAUCCUGUUGCACCAAACCAUUUCGGACAAAAAUAUUUUGGUACUGAUUAGUUUAAUAUAUAUCUAAUUAAUUUAUUUUAUAACUAAAGAAUGGCACAAUUUACUUGUUUAUAUACAUCAUACUGGAUGUAUUUUUUUAAUAUUUAUAAAGUUUUAAAGUAGGAGCAAAGGAAUGCAUUGCCAAUCCUUUUUAAGAUAGUUCAAAGGACAUUUAGACAAGACCAUAUAUGUAAUACUCCUAUAUGGCUAGCCGCCGAUUUGAGCCCGUAGGUGGAGCAGUCACGGGAAGAGUAAGAUUUAAAUAUGUAACUUUUACCUAAUGUGUGAGCGCGGUAAGUAAAAAGAAAGGUUGGUAGAAAAGAAAGAUGCGCAGCAACCACUGUGUGAGAGAGAAACGAUUGUCUGCAUCGUUUGAAAUUCACCGGGUUUCCCUCUCGGCUUCCCAUAAAGGAGUAUUAUAUAUAGGGACAAGACACUCAUUUUGAUUCAAUUAUUCUGAAUAAAAAAUUUAUAAUUCUUAAACAAUAUACAAAUUAAAAAACUGAAAUUGUCUUAAACAACCUUGCAUCUAGUUAUUAGUUGUCUAUACUUUUCUCAGAAAAAAGAUCCAUUGAAACUUUCCGCAAUAGUACUUAAAAAAAUUAUGUCUUUUAAGGAAAAUUUUAGACUCUUUAAUUUAUGGAUGAAGCUUAAGAAAAUAGCCAAGUGCUUUUAUCAUUAGGUGAAAGCACGAUAUAGAGAAAAUAUAGUUAUAGGUAAGUUCUUUAAAAUACAAGAUAUUCCAAAAGUCACCGACUCAUUUUAAAAUAAAAUAACUUUCCACAAUGAAUUAAUUAUAAUAAUUUAACUUAAGAUUCUUAAGCUGUACCUACACCUGGAAGAUUUUAUGCAUAUUAAUUUAAUUUUGUUUUUAUCUGUCCAACUGCGAAUGGUUUUGUUUAACUGAAUGAAAUCAUCUGGUUGAUUAGGCGAACUGAUUAGAAAUGCAUAACCAAUAUGUAACCAUAAAAUAGCGUAGCAAUAACUGAUAAUGAAUUAUGUGGGUCUAAAUUAUGUUGCUCUUUGUAUCCUGUUUUUUCAUAUGUUUCAAUGUUAUCGGUUUGGAUUCGGUCCGUUGUAAUACUUACUUGUAACUAAUAUUUUCAACCAAAAAAGGGCUGACCAACUAAGUAGAAUACCAAACUUUUAGCUUAAAGUUAUGAAAUAAUGUUUUUGAACUAUCUUAAGAAAAAUA
Chrysoperla carnea is the source of this 2031-nucleotide messenger RNA. RefSeq names its product uracil phosphoribosyltransferase homolog (gene kri). The transcript has 6 exons. Lineage: Eukaryota; Metazoa; Arthropoda; Insecta; Neuroptera; Chrysopidae. Bases 192 to 848 code for a protein of 218 amino acids. The record is from RefSeq and is a predicted model, not a curated record.